UCUCACGCCCGGGACGCGCCGCCGCCGCCGCCUGCUCCCGUUCGCAGGGUCGCAGCCGGAUCAUGGACCCCGCGGAGCCCCGGGAGCCCCGCGAGCCCAAGCCAGGGGCAGAGACCGCGGCGGCCCCGCGAUGGGAGGAAACCAAGACUUUCUACGACAACCUCGCCCCCAAGAAGAAACCCAAAUCGUGCCCAGAGAAGCUGGCACGUGCGACCUGCCUCAGGGAGUGUAACAGCCCUCCUCCUGCACCUGCACAGCCCAAGCCUCAGAACGCUGUCACCAUCGCUGUGUCCUCCCGAGCCUUGUUCCGCAUGGAUGAGGAGCAGCGCAUCUACACGGAGCAGGGCGUGGAGGAGUACGUGCGCUACCAGCUGGAACACGAGAACGAGCCCUUCAGCCCCGGGCCGGCCUUCCCCUUUGUGAAGGCUCUGGAGGCUGUGAACAAGCGGCUGCGGGAACUGUACCCCGAUAGUGAGGACAUCUUUGACAUCGUCCUCGUGACCAACAACCACGCUCAAGUGGGAGUCCGCCUCAUCAACAGUAUCAACCACUAUGACCUGUUCAUUGAGCGGUUCUGCAUGACAGGUGGGAAUAGCCCCAUCUGCUACCUCAAGGCCUAUCACACCAACCUCUACCUGUCGGCUGAUGCAGAAAAAGUACAGGAAGCCAUUGAUGAAGGGAUUGCAGCCGCCACCAUCUUCAGCCCCAGCAGGGACGUGGCCGUGUCCCAGAGUCAGCUGCGCGUGGCCUUCGAUGGGGAUGCUGUGCUCUUCUCCGAUGAGUCAGAGCGCAUCGUCAAGGCCCACGGGCUGGACAGGUUCUUCGAACACGAGAAGGCCCACGAGAACAAACCUUUGGCUCAGGGCCCCUUGAAGGGCUUUCUAGAGGCGCUGGGUAGGCUGCAGAAGAAGUUCUAUUCCAAGGGCCUGCGGCUGGAGUGUCCAAUCCGCACCUACUUGGUGACGGCCCGCAGCGCAGCCAGUUCCGGGGCCCGGGCUCUCAAGACCCUGCGCAGCUGGGGCCUGGAAACGGACGAGGCCCUGUUCCUUGCGGGAGCGCCCAAGGGCCCCCUCCUGGAGAAGAUCCGCCCACAUAUCUUCUUUGAUGACCAGAUGUUCCAUGUGGCCGGGGCUCAGGAGAUGGGCACAGUGGCCGCCCAUGUGCCUUACGGGGUGGCACAGACCCGCCAGCAGGCUGCCCCGGUGAAGCAGAGCCCGUCCACACAGUAGCCACGCUGCCGGCUCCAGGCACAGCUCCCUGUCACACUUCAUCAUGUCAUCCAGCAAACCCUUCUAGUUCCUCACCACUCUUUCUGCACGAUGGCUCCCCUCACCGUGAGCGAGGGCCUUGCGGGGAGUGGUGCAGACUGAGCUGGCCUUCUCACCAGCCCCCCUUCCGGGCAAACACUGUGCCAUGAUUCUGGCUGAGGAGAGGAAGACUGCGGAGUAGCUGGGCUGCAGAGAAAGUUGAGGGGACGAGGGUGGCAGGUCAGAGGGGCCAGGGAGGGGCCUGGUCAGAGGAGCCAGGUCAGAAGGGAAGGGGCCUGGGGUGAAAACCAGCUCAGUGCGACGCAAGCAGCAUGGCUUUGAGAGAGAAGGCAUGUGGCUUCUAGGCUCCGUGUCCUGGCCUCAGCUGUCUGGCUUUGGUAAGUCCCUCCCUUCCACGGCUCUCAGUUCCCCCAUUUUGCAGGUGGUUUUCUAAGUCUCCUUUAGCUCAAGAAGCUUGAUUUAAUAAGAUCGCCCUGUCCCAGGGCUGCUGCUAGUCCGUAUGGUAUCUUUGUGCAGUUAGAGAAGAGCGCUGUCUCUAGAAUGAAUUUCCUCUGGGCUGGCCCAGACCCACAUGGGGGUAGUUGGCUUGCUCGGCAGCAUGUAGCCUGUUUUUCAGCCCCCACUGGCUCCUCAGGCCAGAGGCCUUUGUCAGACAGGCAAAAUGCACAAUUGUCUGCAGCAACCCUACCUCUAAUUCCACGCAUUUGGAAACCACUGGACAAGAUGACCCGUCUGCCCCCUGGGACCCUCUACUCGGAGUCAUCCACCAGGGAUCCGCCGAGGGGGGCAGGGUUUGUGGAAGGAGAGAGAAGCCCAUUGAGCCUGCACACAAACUCUCCUUCCACCAGCAGGGGGCACUGCAAGCUCUCCCCUGGGGAGAGCUGUAGUGGCAGCCUGCUCCACGCUCCCUUUGCUUUUGCUUUCAGCCAAAUUUCCGUUGUUCCUGACUGCCAACCCCCUCAGCUCAGCCCUCAGUCCCUCAGUGGUCACAUCCUGCUGUCCUGCCAAGCAGCUCCACCAGUGGGGGAAGAGGUGGGGCUUGGGGUUCACUGUUGUGGACCCAAAUGCAGAGGCAGAUUGCUCAGGGGCUAAAGUGGGAGGUAGUCCUGCCUGCUCGGGAUGGAAGCCUCCCCCACCUCCCCCCGGGUGAUGUGGGAAGGUCUGGUCUGAGACAGUGACCAGUUAGGAAAGAGCUGACGUGUGCACUAGGAAGAUUCUCCAGGUAUGGGAUUGCAAGUGGAAGUACUGAGCUCUCUGUCCCUGGGACGCUGUGCAAGGGACUCCAGGAUACAGUGACCUCCCCACUCCCUGCAGCACACUGGUGGAUCCUCUACCGUUGCAGGAGCCUCUGCAGCCCUUUUGUCACCACUUUUAGGGGAGAACUCUCACUCCUUGAUGAGUCAGCCUCCUCCUUUGCUGACGAACCUGGCUCUCUCUAUGAAGGGAGGGUGGGGACACUGAGAGCUGCUCGCUCAGGAAGACCCAGAAAGGGUGAACAGCUGUCUGUGUGAGCCACUGAUUGCCUAGCUCCCAGAAGAAUCCCAGCUGUGAGCAAGCACAUUGUGAAGAAAGCCUAAGGAGACACCAUCAUAGGGACAGGAGCCUGGAGGGGUGUGCAGGAAAGCUGGACGUCUUAUGAAGGUGGGAAAAGGAGUGGGGGAGGGCCACGUGGGGUAAUAGUUGCAGAAAGAUAAUCCAGGAUGGAGUAAAAAGUAAGAAGACAGAGGUGGUUCUCAAAAUGUGCAACAGUUGGGGCCAGAAGAGAAGUGCUGGGUCUGGUUUUCACUCUGUGUUGAAGGCUGCAGGGGAGCAGGGGAUGGGGGGUGGGGGGUAGGUCUAGAUCAUGCUAAGUGCCUGGGGCGGAACCCCUGCACCCCCCCCCCCCAUGACUGCCUUAUCACAAGAAGGGCAGGGCAGAGGGCCUGGUUUUUGAGCUCCUCCCUCUGCUCCAAGCCUGGCCAGAGAUAGCAAGACCUAAGAACAGCCUGCAGGAAAGAAAGUGAGAGAGGGAGUCAUCUUUGACCUUGGCUGGACCACAAAGGGCCCUCUGUCCUCCCCCAAGCAGAAUCGCCCCCUUGAAUGAGCCUCUAGGGCUCACAGAGCCAACCACAGCCAUAAGCAGCCUGCAAAGUUGGGCACAGCUGAGGUUCGUGGAACAGUAUCAGGCUGUGUGACCAGGGCAGACACGUAUAUUAGGUACCAGAUGGCGUCUAAUUAAGAUAAACCCCAGGGAUUCUGGAAACCAAAAGGCACUGCCUCCAGGACCUAGCGAUAAACAGCUCUGAUUCUUCUAGGUCUCUCAGGAAGCAGAAAAAUAUGAUGCUGGAAGCAGAACGAUAAGGUGCAGUAAAAGCUGUGGCCACCACUGGAGCCACCAGUAAUAGACACAGACAGCCCUGGGCAGUGAGCGACACGAGGGUCCAAUUCUAUUAUUAAAACCAUAAAUGAGCAUCUCAGGCCUGGAAAGCAGCCUCCAGUGGCUAGAGUAAAAGGCCAGAAUCUUGGGGGCAGGCCAGGCAGCAGCCAGACACACCGUCUGAUUGUUUCAAGUGGCGAGGAGGAGCCCCAGGGCAAGGAGCAUUGUUGAUUGUCUCACCGGGCAAAUUAAACUGACAGCUGAGCAUCAAAGCCCUCCCCUGAACUGCAGCACUAGGGCAGAGGGGCCACUGCUCCUGAAAUCUUGGACCCCUGUGGCCAAAAGUACCGCUCCCUGACAAGUCCUGCAGAGCUCUUCCUUGGAAAUGCUUGCCAACCUAAGUCCCAGACCCACGGGAAACUGCCACUUAACAGAAAAACAGAAGCCCUGUGACUAUGCACUGGACUGCUAGGAUCACCCAGAACUACUCCCUCCUUUUCCUGAGUGCCCAAUCAGAAUGGGGGGGGAUGCAGCAGAAAAUGCCAGAAAAAAAUCAAAACCAGCAAGAAGUCCCAACCCAAGGUGGAUCCGGCAUUACAAUGAUAUUCAACUGGUGUAACUGGUGUGCACCCGUACACCAACUACUGAUUAAGAUAUAACAGUUGGUAGAUAGCACUGGCCUGAGCCUCCUAGCACCCCUCCAUGGCCUCAGCUGCCCUGGUCCCUCCACUGUGACCACUACAUCUUCCACAGUCCAGUCAAAGGGGUGUGCAGGAGGCUGCGCCGGCACGUGGCCAUCGUCCACUCUAUUUAGAGAGAGUAACUUGCUCAAAGUCACACAGCUAGUAAGUGGCCUCACUGGGACUCACUGGGCCUCACUGUCUGUUAGGACCCAGGUCCUUAGCCAUUCUGCCGUCCAGCCCAGACAGCAUAGAGGUGACCGGAGAAGCUUCAUGACUAAGGAGCCUGCCCAACAGUCAACAUGCUGACCUCCCUCAUAUUAAAAUGCUAUGAUACAUGGGAGUGGGUACAUGUUUGGUGUAGUUUCCUAAAUAGCUAAGAGGAAUUUAAAUUAGAGCCAAACAUUUGUAGAACUCUCGAAGCACUCCAGACAUCCCCCCACCCCCAGUUCCCAGGAACCCAGCAUGAAGACCCUCGUAUCGGGCUAAUUCAAGGUUUGGCAAACUAUGGGCCAACCUAAUUCACCAUUUAUUCUUGUAAAAAAAAAAAAACUCUUAUUGGAACAUAGCCAUGCCUGUUGGUUCACAAGUGUCUACGGUUGGUUUUGCACACAACAGCAGAGUUGACUCGUUUCAACAGAGACCAAGGAGCUGGAAAUAUUUAUCUGACCCUGGGCUAAGGCAGACAUCCCCAGUCUGCCCCUUAGUGGGAGAAACUAGUUCACCUCCACCUAAGCAGAUGCUGGUUUCACUGCCAAAAGGGGCAGCAUGUGUGGGCUCCAUGCCCAUCAGUGGGCAUGAUUAGGGUUGCAGAAAAUUGCAGGCCCCAGCUAAGUACCUUGAUGCUGAACACAACAGACCCUUGGCAUUUGAGGAUUUUAGAUUUCAAGUUCUGACUAUUUUCAAGUCUCCCAUGGCCUGUUGUGAUUUGAAGUGUUGUUGACAUGUAAAUUCAACUUGAGCGUGCCCUCCUAAAUUGAUGGGCGAGGACCAGGGGGCGGGACCCCUGGCUAGGGCUGAGCCCAGAUGGCUGUCCAGCACCUGCCCAACAUGGCAUUGUUUUAAGUGUGCCAUUGCCCUCAAGCGACCUCUUGGGAAGUGACAAGUGCUGGUGAAUGGAUGGGUUUUGCUAAAUACUAGUUUUGGAUAAAGUGAAGCGCCCAGUGUUGGCUUCAACACUCAGAUCUGUCACCCAUAUGCCUUCUGUGGAAGUAAGAACAAGUUCCUCGCGAAGAAGGUUUCAACCAGGGCUUUAGCUGGCACGACGUUACUGAUCAAGCGAGAGAGAAAACUUCAGCGAAAGUCAGCACAGCAAUCCUCUUGUGCCAUGUGGGUGUGAGCCACACACACACCUACCCUCACCGUGAACUUGUGGAUCAUGAGAAAUCCAGGGCCCUGCAGGUUUAGGAAUUGACCUCGGUUGUAGGAUCCGCUGCAAGAACAGCAUGUAUGGAACUGGUCCCACCUUUAGAUGUCACUGUUCCAUCGUGAUACCCUUCUCCCAUAAGCCCAGACUUGGAAUCAGAAGCCUUCGCAACCCAGCCUUCCAGGAGUCCCCUACCAGGGAGCUGGAGUUGGCACACAAGAUGAAACCCGAUUUUGACAUCCCUGUUGGUGUUGGGCAUUGUUUUCCAGAGGGCAUGCAAGGCCCUGAAUGUUCGUUCUCUGAUGUCGUGGCACAACUCAGGACGCUGGGGUCUCACCUCACUUGGGCAGAACACAAAGAAGAAGGGGGAUGGCAUCCUGGGGCUGGCAGCUUUCCUGGACCCGGUGCUUGGGAGACUACUGGGUUUCACCAUUUUGAGGCAAAGUACAACACCCCCUCCGGCCAGUAGAUGGCACUACAGGCCAGCACUCCGCUGCAGGCCAGAGCUGGUGGUUUUAUUCACUGGUUGAUUUUCACUGUGUUACUUGGUGCUGUGCUAGACUCCUGCAGGAAUGGACUCAACAUUUCCUGUGUGACAAGCUGAUUGCUCUUACCAGUAACCACUGUGAUUGUGUGUAUGGACACAUUCAUCUGAGUGUGUGCCACAGGCUAAAAACUGGAUGCAUGUAUGUUUGUGUGGGUGUGUAAUGAAUCAGAUAUCUUGGCUGACAACUGUGUGUGUGUGUGUGUGUGUGUGUGUGUGUGUGUGUGUGUGUGUGUGUGUACAGUGGACAGGAUGGUUAUCUCUGUUAACUAAGGAUGCUGGCCCCCCAUAGUCAUGCCAGCCCUGUUUCCUGGGACUGUUUCUGGCCGUUCUCAUCAUCUCACGGGCAUUUGCGCAUGUGCAGCAUGGGGGCCACUUAUCUUUCUUUCCAGCUUCCAGACUCUGGCCAACAGAGUCUUGGAUCCUAACCCUUUGCCUCCCAGCCCUACACCCUGCAGCCGUGGGAAGAGAGUGGUAGAAUCUGCUAGGACACCCCUUUUGACCACAUUUGCCUCACCGGUUCUACUUGUUUCUCUUCUCCCCCUAAUAGUCCCAGGGUCAACAUGUGCAGUUGGGCAGAUUGUAUACUGCACAAAUACAGAUGGUGUCAUUCACACUAUGACAUGAGUGGAGCUUUCUAAACAGCUGCAAAACCUGCCAACCUCACACGGCUGUCCUGGUCAUCUCAUGGUCAUGGCCAGAAAAGCUACCUUCUUCCCUGCUUCCCUGGCCCAGCCUGCUCUCUAGUCUGGGAUUCUUUUCUCUGCUUGGGUGUUCUAGUCUGGUCCAGAGAUGACUAACCCUUGGCCUUGAUCAGGAAGUGUCUCCCCAAGCCUUUGGGAUUGAAGUGAUGAAAGUGAUGUAUGGGGGGCAAGUCUUCAGUUAUUCAUCUUCGUAGGAUUAGAGGCCCCUGUAAGACAAACGGAAGUUCUGCAGACUUGGGUACUGCCGCCCAUACUCCUGGCUUGUAGGUGAAAAUGCCUUCAUGGGUCCACUGUGAAGAUGGGUCUGCUGUGGAAAUCAGGGGAAAGAAAGACCUCAAGGCCAAGCUUGUAGCUACCACCAAGUAGAAAAUCAUGAGGUCACCACAGACUGGAUUCCUGGGCCUGGUCACAGGGCCUCCGCGGGCUGGGCAGGAAACCUAAAUGAGAGAAGAGAGGCAGGGUCUUUAGUGAAAUGGAGCGUGCACACGCUGCUGUCUGACACGCUGUGCCACAUGGGAAUGUGUACUGCUGUUGCCAGAUAGUCCCACCCCAUUUUUCAAGAGAAGCUAAAAAUCUGGACUUUUAAAUGUUGGCAGCACUCUUGAAUUUGGAAAGCAUUGCACAGGCCAAACAAAACACAUCUUGCAGGCUCACGCCAGCCCUGGAGUCUCCUGUCUGCCCCCUCUGGCCCAGGCCCAGUGAACUGGGUUCUUCAGAACCGGCUAACUGAGCAUGUAGGGGUAUUUCAGUCAGGCUCCCAGAGUUUAGGAUCUUCAAGAGACCUCAGAGAUAACCUAGUUCAUCCCUGUGUGUUUUAAAAGGUGUGCAUAUCAAGUUCUUUAUUAGCAUGUAUAUCUUUAGCUUCUGGUUUCUGCUUAAAAGCAUCUCAGCACCCCACCUCCCCCCAAGUAUAGAACAAGAUUUAAAGUGAAGCCUUAUACAUAGUGUGCUUGUAUCUACCUGACUGAAGCCCUAUUUAUAUCUUUAUAGGUCUAUUUAUAUCUUUUGCCAACAUGGGCUGCCCUGGUCUUCCUUACAACAUAACCUCCUUGGGUGGUUUUUUAUGGUAAAUCUCCUAAGUGCCUCCUUAAAUGGUGGGAGCAUGCGCUUCGUUAUCUAUGUGAGUCCCCUUGUCUGAGGAGGGGGUGGGACAGCUCAUACACUUUCAGCUCUGCCCCUCCUUGGUCUGCCAUCAGCCGCCCCCCCUCCUCCGCUCUGUCUGGCUCACAGGCUCACAGCAUUUACCCAGUCACGUGAUGCAGGUGUUGUGUGCGUGUCAAUGUAGUUCCUUCCCUCUUUCCUCAUGCUUGUCCUAUACCUAAAUUUUACAACAUGAGCUUCUGCCUCUUAAAAGCCAUUCAAAUAAAUAGAAGACUUUUAAAAUAAA
Molecule: messenger RNA, 8305 nt
Organism: Suricata suricatta (meerkat)
Lineage: Eukaryota; Metazoa; Chordata; Mammalia; Carnivora; Herpestidae
Gene: NT5C1A
Product: 5'-nucleotidase, cytosolic IA
Exons: 6
Coding region: 63-1229 (388 amino acids)
Biological process (GO): adenosine metabolic process; nucleotide metabolic process
Cellular component (GO): cytoplasm; cytosol
Molecular function (GO): nucleotide binding; magnesium ion binding; 5'-nucleotidase activity
Source: RefSeq, a predicted model, not a curated record